CACUACGCCUCUGUCUAACCUUAAAGAAAAAUAAAAAUAAAAGAAUAAAUUAACUCAGAGAUGUGGAGACAACUAAGAAAUGUUUCAAGAAUCAUUGAAACAACUUUUCUAUCACAACCAAUAACAAAAAUUUGCAAUACAAAUUUUCUGCGAAAUUUCACUGCAUUAUCCUUAAAAACAGUUGAUAGAAAUGAUAGUUUGAUGGAAAAUCUACCUUCAAGUUCAUCUUUGCUUCAAUUACAACCUGUUAUGAUGUCUUUAGAACGCGGAAUGAAGCGAGUGGGAAAAGUCAAAAGACGAUGUAAAAAUUGUUAUUUUUUGUGGAAAGAUGAAAAAUUGCUCAAUCUCUGCACGAGUCAUCCUCGACAUAGACAAGUGAAAAUGCAGAAGAAACCGAAAAAUACUUGGAUUCUUAUGGAUGCCACUCAAUCUCCUCAGCGAGCAUGGUGAAUGGACUCGAAAGCAGAACUUUCAUUAAUUCUUUUAUAGUUACUUGCAAACUUUGAAUAAAUAUAAUUAAAAUAAUUUAGAAG
This is a messenger RNA of Clunio marinus, 533 nucleotides long. The record is from the annotation of a GenBank genome assembly. Lineage: Eukaryota; Metazoa; Arthropoda; Insecta; Diptera; Chironomidae.